This is a messenger RNA of Guillardia theta CCMP2712, 321 nucleotides long. RefSeq lists its product as hypothetical. The record is from RefSeq and is a predicted model, not a curated record. Lineage: Eukaryota; Cryptophyceae; Pyrenomonadales; Geminigeraceae. The transcript has 5 exons. The annotation marks the transcript as partial.
AUGUCGACAGUAGAAGCAGCCGCCUUCGCUCCUGGACUUCCGUCCGCCCAGCGCGUUCCUAGCAAGGCUGCGCUGACCAACCUUCACAUGGGCAAGAACAUCUACGAGAAGAAGGAUAUCGUCAAGCAGGUUUCCGAGGACCUCGCCAGCUCUCAGUUCAUCUUCUCCACGGAAAUGAAGCAGAUCACUGUCCCCCAGAUCCGUGAGCUUCGCUGGAGUCUCCCGGAGGACUCUAAGGCCUCCUGCAUCAAGAACCGCCUCCUCAAGGAUGCGGCUAAGGGAUCGGACAACCUCUGGGUGUUCGUUGGAAGUGACAUCAAG